Podospora pseudopauciseta is the source of this 3375-nucleotide messenger RNA. RefSeq lists its product as uncharacterized. NCBI's taxonomy places the organism in Eukaryota, Fungi, Ascomycota, Sordariomycetes, Sordariales, Podosporaceae. The transcript is spliced from 3 exons. Gene Ontology annotation, cellular component: plasma membrane. Gene Ontology annotation, biological process: sodium ion transport; intracellular calcium ion homeostasis; potassium ion transport. Gene Ontology annotation, molecular function: ATP hydrolysis activity; P-type potassium transmembrane transporter activity; P-type sodium transporter activity. The record is from RefSeq and is a predicted model, not a curated record. Bases 1 to 3375 code for a protein of 1124 amino acids.
AUGUUGCUGUUAUAUAAUGGCGUCCUCGGCUCCCCUUUCUGUCAUCCCAAGAGUCUUGCCAACUUCCACCCCUUCGAAUCUUUCGAUGUAGCACCUCAGCCAAGUUUCGGAUCACACAUUUUCGCUCCCCGCCGUUCAUCUGCCAUCUUGGCUCUGCCGCCCACCAUGGCGAACCCUCAGCAGCAAAUCGAGGGGCAUGUCUCGGGCCAAGCCAAUGAGCCCCUUUCUCUCCCUGCCCACUGCCUUUCUGCCUCCCAGGUUGCUCAGGAACUCCAGACAGACACGAUAACGGGUUUGACCUCCCAGAAAGCAACUGAGCGCCUGGCCAGAUAUGGCGCCAACGACCUCGGCAAGGAAAAGGGUGUUAAGCCCCUCGAGAUUCUCUUUGCCCAGGUCUUCAACGCCAUGACCUUGAUCCUCCUGUUAGCCCUUGCUGCCAGUUUUGGUAUCCAGGCCUGGAUCGAAGGGGGUGUGUUGGCUGGUCUGAUCGCCAUCAACGUUGUUAUUGGCUUCUUCCAAGAUCUUCAAGCUGCCAGAACCAUUGCUUCUCUCAAGUCUCUCAACUCUGCCACCGCCCGCGUGGUCAGAGAUGGCGCCACAACCACCAUUGAAGCCAGCAAGCUGGUUCCUGGCGAUAUCAUCGAGCUCAAGGUUGGCGACAGUGUCCCCGCCGAUGCCCGCAUCAUCGAAGCCGUCAACCUUGAGGCAGAUGAGGCGCUCCUCACUGGCGAAAGUGUCCCUGCCCGAAAGUACCCCGACGAAGUCUACCAAGAUGCCGAUACCGGUCCUGGAGACCGUCUCAACAUCGUUUUCUCGUCCAGCGUCUUGACCAAGGGUCGCGGAAAGGCCAUUGUUUUCGCAACUGGCAUGUUCACAGAGAUCGGAGCCAUCGCCGCCGCGCUCGAUGAUGAUGGAACCAAGAAGCGGAAGCUGGAACGGGACGAAAACGGCAAGGCCUCGAUCGGUGCCUACUUCUCUUUCGCUCUGGGAAAGACAUGGGACUGGAUCGGCGCAUUCCUUGGAGUCACAGUCGGUACCCCGCUCCAGCGGAAACUGUCGCAGCUGUUUCACUACAUCUUCAUGUUUGCCAUCGUGUGCGCCAUCAUCAUUCUCGCGGCCAACAAGUUCAAGGCAAGAAACGAUGUCAUCAUCUAUGCCGUGGCCACAGCCAUCGGUACCCUUCCGGUGACCCUGAUUCUUGUGCUCACGAUCACCAUGGCCGCUGGAACCAAGGUUAUGGUGCAGCGCAACGUGGUUGUCCGCAACAUGCGCUCUCUCGAAGCUCUCGGCGGCGUUACCAACAUUUGCUCCGACAAGACUGGUACCCUCACCCAGGGCAAGAUGGUAACCCGUAUGGCCUGGAUUCCCGGUUUCGGCACCUAUUCGAUUGACACCAACGACGCCUACAACCCUGAGGCUGGAGCCAUCACCUUCACCGACGCGGAGCCCCGGAACAUGAGACGCUCUGCCGACAAUGGAAGAGCCGUCAGCCCCAAGGACGAGUCUCACCCUUCUCUCGCUCACUACCUCGACAUUGCCUCCCUUGCCAACCUGGCCAAGGUCAUCAGAUCAGACAACGAAGAUGGUUCCAACCGGUGGAAGGCCAAUGGGGACCCAACCGAGAUCGCCAUGCAGGUCUUUGCGACUCGCUUUGGCCGCUCCGGCUUGGGCAUCGAGGCCGGUUCGGGCUGGAAGCAGCUGGCUGAGUUCCCCUUUGACUCAUCUAUCAAGAAGAUGUCUAUCCUAGCCGAGAGUGAGUCCACUGGCUUGGUGCACAUCUUCACCAAAGGUGCCGUCGAGCGCGUUUUGUCUAGCUGUGUCUCCGUGUCUGUUGGCAACGAUGACAGUACUGUUGCUCCCAUGACCGAGGAGUUCAAGACCACUACCCUGGCCAACAUGGAAGCUCUUGCCCGUAGAGGUCUUCGCGUUCUCGCCCUUGCCAACAAGGGCGGUGUCAGACCUGUUUCGGAGGAGGAGUCCCGCCGUGGCCUGCUCAAGCGCGAGGAGUUUGAGCAUGACUUGGUUUUCAGAGGCUUGGUUGGCAUCUACGACCCGCCGAGACCAGAGUCACGGCCCAGUGUGUUCAAGUGCCACGAGGCUGGCAUCGGAGUUCACAUGUUGACGGGUGAUCACCCCGAGACCGCACGGGCUAUUGCGAUUGAGGUUGGCAUCUUGCCUGCUAGGAUGGAGCUCGUCAGAGCUGAUAUCGCCCAGGGACUGGUUAUGGCCGCGCAUGAUUUUGACAAGCUAUCGGAUGACGAGCUGGACAAGCUGCCAGAGCUGCCUCUCGUGGUGGCCAGAUGUGCACCCUCUACCAAGGUCAGGAUGAUCGACGCUCUUCACAGGCGUGGCAAGUUCGUUGCCAUGACUGGCGAUGGUGUUAACGACAGCCCCAGUUUGAAGAGAGCCGACGUUGGCAUUGCUAUGGGAUUGGGUGGCAGUGAUGUUGCCAAGUCGGCUUCUGACAUUGUGCUGAGCGAUGACAAUUUCGCCAGUAUUCUCAACGCUGUGGAGGAGGGCCGCCGUAUCUUUGACAACGUCCAGAAGUUCAUGCUUCACGUCUUGUCGGCCAACGUAGCUUUCGUCACCACAUUAAUGGUCGGUUUAGCUUACAAGGAUUCCGCCGGCAUCUCCAUCUUCCAGAUCACCCCAGUGGAGAUCUUGUUCAUGUUGCUGGUGGCUGGAGCCUUCACAGAGACUGGCCUCGGCUUCGAGUCUGCCUCCAAGCACAUUCUCAAGAGACCCCCCCAGAGUCUCAAAUACGGUGUCUUUACCCCCGAGUUCAUCUCUGACUUGUUUGCCUACGGCCUCAUCAUGGCCAUUUGCCUGCUCACUGCCUUCAUCGCUGUCAUUUUUGGCAUGUACGACGGCAACUUUGGUCACGACUGCAACCUGCGCUACUCGGAGUCUUGCGAAGGUGUCUUCCGCGCUCGCUCGACUUGCUACACGGCCAUGAUGUGGAUUUUCGUCUUCUUCGCCUGGGAGCUCGUUGACAGCCGUCUUUCUUUCUUCCACGGCGCCUUCAACAACACAAAGAAGUGGGCCGACAAGUUGUGGAGAAACCCGUUCCUGUUUUGGUCAGUGAUGGCUGGCUUCUUUUGCACGUUCCCGACGCUGUACAUCCCCGUGCUCAACGACCGCGUGUUCUUGCACAAGGGCAUCGACAAGGAGUGGGGUGUUGUCUUUGGCGUGACCAUCUUCUUCUUCUUGGCGGCCGAAACGUACAAGUGGGGCAAGAGAAGGUACCUGAGAAAGAAGGGUGAGAUGGUGAAGAAGGGCGAGGGGAGUUCGGAGGAAGACCUGGAGAAGAAGACGUUUGAGAGAUUUUACUCGUCGGAUAGCGAUUAUGCCAGCGCCGGGACAGAGAAGGCGUAA